UCUCUGUGUGAGGAGGAGAGUGGGCAGGGCUGUAAGGACACUGGGCUAGUGAGACAGAAAGAGAACGGGAGAGAGAAAGGGGAAGGAAGAGAGAGUGUAACUGGAAAGGAGACAGAGAAAGAGAGGGAGAGUGGAAAGAGAGCCCGGAGGGUGCUUGCCCAGAAGGAGAUUGGGUGGCAGUGAAGAGGAGAGAUAGAGAAAGGGUGGUGCCUCAGUGAACAAGAAACAGGGUGAGGCAGCAGAGUGAGAGGAGAGAGCAGUGUGCGUGUGACUGAAGGGAUCCAGACAUGGGACUAGCACUGCAAUGACAACCAUGCUUAGCCCUAAAAACAGACAGACACGCAGGGCCCGCUCUAAGAGCAUGGUGCUGGGCCGCUGCAGUUCUCCUCUAGGCCAGGAGAUGACGCUGAAGGCCGGCUGGCUGAAGAGACAGAGGAGCAUCAUGAGGAACUGGCAGCUACGGUGGUUCGUUCUCCACACUGACGCACUGUACUUCUAUAAGGACCAGGAUGAGACUAAACCUCAGGGAUGCAUCAUUCUCCAGGGCAGUCAGGUCAGUGAGCUGUCGGCCAAUCAGGAUGAAGCUGGUCGCCACCUGUUUGAGAUUGGUCCAGGAGGCAGUGGAGAGAAGGAUCGUUCGGGUCUGAGCGAGUCUUUCCUGUUGAUGGCUAAGUCUCAGAGUGACAUGGAGGAAUGGGUCAGAGCCAUACGGAGAGCUAUAUGGGCCCCGCUAGGAGGAGGUAACACACACAAACACACACACACACACACAUACUCAUACACACACUCACACACACACAGACACACACGCACAGAAAACACACACACACACAAACACGUAACGUCCUGUAAGAGCCAGUUGAUUGUGUGUGUGUGUGUGUGUGUGUGUUCUUGGAAUCUGGGUGUCAUUGCUCUAGGUAUUUUUGGGCAGCAUUUAGAGGAGACAAUGCAGUGUGAGAGUGGGUGUGGCAGCAGCAGCAAGCCUCUGGUGCCUCUGCUGGUGCAGCAGUGUGUGUGUUUUAUACACCAGCACGGCCUAACGGAGGAGGGGCUGUUCAGAAUGCCUGGACAAACCAAUCACGUACGAGAGCUGCAGGACGCCUUUAACUGCGGGGAGAAACCACUGUUUGGCAGUAACACUGAUGUCCACACGGUGGCGUCCCUGCUGAAGCUGUACCUCAGAGAGCUGCCAGAGCCUGUGGUGCCUUUCAACAAAUACACAGAGUUCCUCUCCACUGCUCAGCUCCUGGCCAAGGACCAGGAGGAGGGGAUCCUUGAGCUGGGCAGGCAGUUGAAGAGUCUUCCUCAGGUCAACUACAACCUCCUCAGCUACAUCUGCAGAUUCCUAGAUGAGGUCCAGUCCCACUCAAGUCAGAACAAGAUGAGUGUUCAGAACCUGGCCACUGUGUUCGGACCCAACAUCUUCCGACCAAAGAUGGAGGACCCACAAAUCAUGAUGGAGGGCAGUUCCCAGGUGCAGCACCUGAUGACUGUACUGAUCAGUGAACACUGUCGUCUGUACCAGGGGCAGGCAGAGACUCCCAGGCAGGACCAAUCUGCCCCUCCUCCAACUCCCUAUCCCCGGAUCCCCCCGAUUCAGCGCUGCAGUGUGGAAUGGAACUCACAGGAGGACAUCCCGCCCCCCAACCCCGCCAAGGACUAUCCAUCCCUGGGACAGACCCCUACCACCCCAAGUCAGGAACCACUUCAACCCCUCCCGACCUCCACAGUGUCCUCUCUUGACACUGACCACCCUGGAUCAACCCCCAAGGAAAGAACAGAGGGGGAUUCUGAGGGAAUGAAUGGUGGAAGAACAGAAGAAAAGACGGAGAGGAAGAGUGAGGGAAAGAGCCAAAUAAAGGUCUCGGGUGGUAGUGGCGCAGACCUCGGUCCCAGUAAGCAGUCCAAAAGCCAGUCUUCAUGGAGGUCCUCUUUGAAGGGCAGGUCCGGGUCAGGGGGGGUAAGGGGGAAGUUGGGGGGGUCAGCAGUUGAUGUGUCGACAGUCACCGGAGGCCACUGGCUGAUGAAUGGCCUGACGUCCUUCCGGAGUCACCGGCGGACCGCUUCGACCGGCGAACGACUCAAAGAGUCCUCGCUUUGCCUGAAAGAGACACAUAUAGAUUCUCUGCUAGACUCAUAUACUGAGUCCUCUUUGUUGCUAAAAGACUCUUCACACUCCCAAAGAAGCACCCUAAAAGACUCAGCUCUUUUAGAUAUAGACUCCUCCUGUUCUACUAUAGUUCCCUCCUAUCCCAAAAUAAAGUCCUCCCUAUCUGUCAGAAACUCCCCCCAUUCCAACAGGCUCUCGACCUAUGACAACGUUAUUGUCACUCCCUGCAGUCUGAGCUUGCCAAUUGGCAGCCCCUCCCCCUGGACCUCUUGUGAGAUCCCGUUGGCUGAAUCUACAGGAAUUGAGCACGACGCACUGAUUUCUGAUUUAGGGUCAGGGCAGGCUGUGGCGGGGUCCUCGAUGGCUGGGGGCAGUAGCUCUCCUCUAGAACUGUGUGUGAGCAGCGCUGAGGGUGACUCUGGGGAUGAUAUCACAGGUCAGAGGUCAGGGGUCAAUGAGGGUCUGUUGACAGAGUUGAAGGAGGAGCUGAGGAGACAGAGGAUCAGCUAUGAGACACGCAUACACAAAUUAGAGGAUUCGUGUUCAGGUCUUCGUCUCCAGUCUGGUCGUUUAGAAGAGGAUCUAGGCCAGGAGAAGAAGAGGUUAUUCAUGAUGGAGAUCCGACUGGGGAACUCGGAACGCGCAAGGCAAGAUGCUGAGAGCCGGAAUGUUCUCCUGCAGAAAGAGAUGGAAGAGUUAUUUGCUACACUGGGGAACCUGACCACUGGCACAGAUACCAGCUAGACCUGAGCAGACAGCGUUAGCCCACCGAGCAAAAGCCUACCCGCUGGGCACAAACUGAAUGACUCACUGUUGUUUCAACAUAAUACGUCAACGUAUAGCGACAUGGAAUUUAUGUGGGAAAUACAUGAGAUUUGGAAAAAAGUAACGAACGUAAAAUGUGGUUUUGAGGGUGAAAUUUCAAACACAGGAUUAUGUCAUCAUGGUAACCAAAUGUCAACAUAGACCAACCUUGUAUAAAAUAUGUUGAACUUGUACCUUUAAGAAAACAUCAGAUCUUCAACCUUAUAUCCACAAUCAAAAAAAUAACUAUAGGCUGGGCAGCACCUCCUACUGGAUAAUUUAUCUAUGACUACCCUUUGGUCUACCAUCCAGGGUUUUAACCAAACCCUGCGUAACUAUGAUAUUUGUCACUGACUAUCACCAAUGUGCUAUUGCGAGAAUGAUUGUUGAGAGAUCUCCACUUAUUCCACAAACUGGAAUUAAAGCCAGACUAAAUCAGUGGCACAUACGGAACUAUCCAAGCAGAAGACACAUCUCCUUCAAAUGUUGAUAUUUGGUUGUGUUGACAAAUCAAACACAAUUCAAUGUCACUUUUGAAAUAGUAUAAAUAGCCAAUAAACUUGUCGACAAAUUAACAAAUAUAUAUGUUGGAUUCACUUCUCCAACUCAACCAAAAAUAAAAGUUAAAGAAUGGGAUUAAGCCAGUGGCACGGAUGCAACUAUCCAAGAAGUAGAUACAUCUUCUAACACAAUUCAAUAUGGGCCCGAUUCAGACUUAGGAAAGGCGUACACACUUUUCAGUAGUUCCUAUUCAGACUUACCUUAUGCAGGUGCGUAACGGGCUUUGCAGGUGUGGUUCCCUUGCACGCUCAGAAUAAAUGUAAUUCAACUGCUGAAAACCCUCCCACUUGCUAGCUAACAUAUUUUUUUGUGGAGUUUUCAUUGAAUAGGGUUUUCAGUACCUUACCCCUUUAAAUUAGGUGUACCUUUUAAUGUUAAUUUUCUCAACAGACUCACUAUUCAGAGCCCUUGGCUUUUUCCACAUUUUGUUACGUUACAGCCUUAUUCUAAAAUUGAUUAAAUUGUUUUUUCCCCAUCAUCAGUCUACACACAAUAUCCCAUAAUGACAAGGCAAAAACAGUUUUUUUUGUGCAAAUAUAUAUAUAUAUAAAAAGGAAAUAUCACUUUUACAUAAGUAUUCAGACCCUUUACUCAGUACUUUGUUGAAGCACCUUUUGCGGCGAUUACAGCAUCAAUUAUUAUUCGGUAUGACGCUACAAACUUGGCACACUUGUAUUUGGGGAGAUUCUCCCAUUCUUCUCUGCAGAUCCUCUCAAGCUCUGUCAGGUUGGAUGGGGAGAGCUAUUUUCAGGUCUCUCCAGAGAUGUUUGAUCGGGUUCAAGUCCGGGCUCUGGCUGGGCAACUCAAGGACAUUCAGGGACUUGUCCCGAAGACCCUCCUGUAUUGUCCUGAAUGUGUGCUUAGGCUCUGAGGUCCUGAGCGCUCUGGAGCAGGUUUUCAUCAAGGAUCUCUCUGUACUUUGCUCUGUUCAUCUUUGCCUCGAUCCUGACUAGUCUCCCAGACACUUCCGCUGAAAAACAUCACCACACCAUGAUGCUGCCACCCCCAUGGGAUGGUGCCAGGUUUUCUCCAGACGUGACGCUUGGCAUUCAGGCCAAAGAGUUCAAUCUUGGUUUCAUCAGACCAGAGAAUCUUGUUUAUCUUGGUCUGACAGUCUUUAGGUGCCUUUUGACAAACUCAAAGCAGGCUGUCGUGCCUUUUAAUGAGGAGUGGCUACCAUCUGGCCACUCUACCAUAAAGGCCUGAUUGGUGGAGUGCUGCAGAGAUGGUUAUCCUUAUGGAAGGUUCUCCCAUCUCCACAGAAGAACUCUAGAGCUCUGUCAGAGUGAUAAUCGCGUUCUUGGUCACCUCCCUGACCAAAGCCCUUCUCCCCCAAUUGCUCAGUUUGGCCGGGUGGCCAGCUCUAGGAAGAGUCUUGGUGAUUCCAAACUUCUUCUAUUUAAGGAUGAUGGAGGCCACUGUGUUCUUGGGCACCUUCAAUGCUGCAGCCAUUUUGUGGUACCCUUCCCCAGAUCUGUGCCUCAACACAAUCCUGUCUCUGAGCUCUACAGACAAUUCCUUCGACAUCAUGGCUUGGUUUUUGCUCUGACAUGCACUGUCAACUGUGGGACCUUAUAUAGACAGGUGUGUGCCUGUCCAAAUCAUGUCCAAUCAGUUGAAUUUACCACAGGUGGACUCCAAUCAAGUUGUAGAAACAUCUCAAGGAUGAUCAAUGGAAACAGGAUGCACCUGAGCUCAAUUUCUAGUCUCAUAGCAAAGGGUCUGAUUACUUAUGUAAAUAAGGUAUUUCUGAUUUUUAGAUUUUAUAAAUGUGCAAAAUGUUUUUUUUUUUUAUGUUUUCGCUUUGUGGUUAUGGGUUAUUGUGUGUAGAUUGCUGAGGAUUCUUUUUUUGCAUUUAGAAUCAGGCUGAAACUUAACACAGUGUGGAAAAAGUAAAGAGGUCUGAAUACUUUGCGAAGGCACUGUAUGUAGACAACGGUUCAGAAAACUAGAGAUAAUUUAAUGAAAGUCAUGUAAAUACACACAUAUGUCUCAUUUUCAGCAUCUAUUGGUAUAUUAAAAAAUGUUCUGAUCUUGUAUUAUUUAGGGUUAGGAAAUUAUUUAUGAAUAAAAUAAAACAAAAACUGGUUUGUAGAGCCUUUACGUGCAAAAUAAUGGUGAAUAAAACAAUAGAAAAUAUUCCCACGUAAAAACCUCUCACAUGUAAACAUUUUAAUUGGUAGUUUCAUGUGAAAAACAUUUACAUGUGAUUGUUUUUCACGUGAACUUGCAAUUCCACAUGUGAAAGGGAGAAUUUCAUGUGAAUUCUUUUCAUAUUUGAAACUGCAAAUUAGAUUUUUUUUACAUGUGAUCUGUUUGCAAUUUUCAAUUCCACAUGUGAAAAUCUAAUUUGCAGUUUCAUGUAGAAAACUCCACAUUUACUCCAAUGUUUGUAAACAAAGUAGAUGUAAACAAACCAUAUAUAACCUAAAAACAUGCUUUAAACUAUAAUAUUGAUAUCAUGGAGUUCUUGCAGCCAUAGUGUAGUCUAUGGAUUUGAGAGCAGUUGCAUUUCUCCAGCCCCAGGCCUUACAUUUUUUGCAAAACUGCGGUAGGGAUCACACUUAGUUCAUGUUUAAAUUAAGGAUUGCCGCUUUAAACACCUUUUAAUAGAUUAGUAGUGUUAUUAUAUGGUGCAAUCCUUUUGUGAUUGAGUUACUUUUGUGCCAUUAGUAUCAAGCAAAACUUCUGAAGUCGAGAAGAAAAUUGUUAUUGUUGCAAACAAAAAUAAUGAUACUGAAAGCAAAACACAAUAUUGAAAGGAAAACAUGUUUAAUGCGAGAGCAAUAAAUUGUAAAUGGAUGCAAAAAAAAAUGUUUUCAGGUAAACAUUUUUUGAUAACGCAAUUAAAUAAAACAUCCCCCUCUUUCCUGCAAUUUUCCCUCUCUUUGAUUGUUAACCUGGCCUUUUUUCCAGUUGCAAGUUCUAGCACAUUUAUUCCAGCAACAUAGCACCCUGCAUCACACUUCUGGUUUGCUGCUGAAGCGAAGUACGGUUGGUCCUGUUCGGUCCCUGGAUGUAGCUGGAAGUGGUGUCCGAAAUCCAAGUCAGACUCGUGAACAUUUCACAUGUAAAACAAAUAAAUAAAAGUUAUAUGUGAUUUCUU
This is a messenger RNA of Salvelinus fontinalis (brook trout), 6581 nucleotides long. RefSeq names its product rho GTPase-activating protein 22-like. Lineage: Eukaryota; Metazoa; Chordata; Actinopteri; Salmoniformes; Salmonidae. Gene Ontology annotation, biological process: signal transduction; activation of GTPase activity. Gene Ontology annotation, molecular function: GTPase activator activity. The transcript has 10 exons. Bases 305 to 2854 code for a protein of 849 amino acids. The record is from RefSeq and is a predicted model, not a curated record. Gene Ontology annotation, cellular component: focal adhesion.